Scatophagus argus is the source of this 2644-nucleotide messenger RNA. It is a transcript of the gene tmem255a, whose product is annotated as transmembrane protein 255A. The record is from RefSeq and is a predicted model, not a curated record. The transcript has 10 exons. NCBI's taxonomy places the organism in Eukaryota, Metazoa, Chordata, Actinopteri, Scatophagidae. The coding region runs from base 396 to 1439 and encodes 347 amino acids.
CCUGCCGUCACACAGUUUGUAAGACUACAUGCUUCUUCCAGUAGAUGUGUGACAUGCGCAGUGACAGCCAGCAGCAGCAGCAGCAGCAACUCGACUCACUGCCCGACACCGACACGCCGUGAGGACGGACACCGACACACGCGUGAGCAUCGGCCGCGAUGUAAAUGAGACCGAGCCGGGCUGAGCCGGGACGCAGGACCGUAGUCGGAGAAUGCAGCAGCAGGCGAACACACCGUCUGCGUUAGCUCGCCGCUGCACUCAGCUAGCUGUCUCAUGUUUAACGAAUAACACCGGGUCGUGAUUGUUGUUUUGGUUUUUUGUUUGUCCGCUUGUUUGAACUUGCGACAGGAUCGUCCGCAGCAGAUUACGUUUUCCAUCCUCCAAACCAAACCAGGAUGCCUCCCGCUCAGAGCCUUCAAUCCGGCAGCGGACUGACCCUCUCGGAGACGAGCGUGGGCUCCUUUAAGAGGAGAAAGAGGAAAUCCAUCAUCGUGACGGCGAUGCUGCUCAUUGUGUCUGUGCUCAUCCUUAUCUUUGGCCUGGCAGCGACCACCAGGACGCAGAACAUCACGGUGGGCGGCUACUACCCAGGAGUCAUUCUGGGCUUUGGCUCUUUUCUGGGAAUUAUCGGCGCUCAUUUGAUAGAGAACAAGAGGCAGAUGUUAGUGGCAUCUAUUGUCUUCAUCAGUUUCGGAGUGGUGGCUGCCUUCUGCUGCGCUAUUGUCGAUGGAGUUUUUGCUGCGAGGCACAUCGACCUCAGGCCUCUGUAUGCCGGUCGUUGUGAGUAUCACUCCAGUGAGACUGCAUCUGACCGUGAUGUGCCCUGUCAGACAUCAUCACGCACAUCCUGUAACUUGCGUGUGAAGAGCAACACCUGUUACUGCUGCGACCUCUACAACUGUGGGAAAGAACAUCCUCUUAUGGGACUUCAGAAUAAAGAUGUUUUGAAAAAGUUUAGGAAAUCAUCCAUGAUUUGGAAGGCUAGCCGUGUAGAGGUGAUCGGAGGCUACCAUGAGUACACCGAUGUGAAGAGCUGCCAGGACGUGGUGCACCUUUAUCACCUGUUAUGGUCCGCUACCAUCCUCAACAUUGUGGCCCUUUUUCUGGGCAUCAUCACUGCUGCAGUGCUGGGAGGCUUCAAAGACAUGACUCCCGCCGCUGCCUCAGAGAGCACAUCUGAACCAGAGGCAAUCACAGCUCCAGUCCCCUCAGAGCCUGCUCCACCCAACGCUUCCCUCAACUCGUACUACAACACUGCCCCCUACCUGCCGCCUUACAAUGCCUACGACCUGCAGGGCUCCUACAUGUUCCCUGAUUCGUCGGGCCUGUCCGAUGACUCCCAGUCUGGAGCCAGCCACCUGUGGCCCACAAUGAUCCCCCCACGCUACUCUCCUCCUCACAACCAUCCUGAUGAGAAGCCCCCGCCGUACAGCCCGUGACAUGGCUUCAAGCACAGAAGGCACCUGAGACGUUUGCGAGUGUUGUCAGAUGCCAAUCGAGUGGUUUGACUGCACAAUUCCUCUGGACUCACAAUCACUGAGAACUGUGCUGAGGGAAGGAUGCUGAGGAGGAGGAGGAGGAGGACGAGCACAGAGCAUGAAAACUUUGAGUUCAGCCCAACACAAGGGCGCGAGUAUUUGUCUGCCUGGGCACCACUCACAGUCAUGCCUGCACUGUGUGUGCGUGUGUGUUUGCGUACAUAUACACAUUAAGAGAAGAGAGACAACCAAGGAGUCAAAGCCAGGAGUGUUUACACGUGCAUCUGCCUUAAAGCGAACAGACUUCCAGUAUACUGCAGCACUCACUCACCUGGACUUAUUCUGUACAAGGUCGAAAGUUCUCUGCAAGCUCAUGCUUUAUGUUCACCUCCCUUUAGUCCGCAUUAUAAAUGCUUCCUGCCUCAAGUGGUUCGUGUAAUAAUGAUCACGGCACGUUUACGAGCCUCGUAGGAGAUUGAUGCAGUUAGAUGAAAGCGUCUGUGUCUUUCCCGAAUUUGAAUCAGAUAGAAAACUAAAUUUGUUUGUUGUGAGCCCAAGCAGUUGUUUUCGUAGUGGUUAAUAGUGUCACUGUAAAGGUAAAGUUAGCAGUAAAGGAGGUGUUACAUGCUCAUAAUGUAUGUACAGCAGUAUGAUAUACAGAUGCUCCUUUAGCAGUUAAGCCUAAGAUAUACAAACAGAUAAUGGUAUCUAUUUAUCGGCUCUUCGGUUUAUGUUCAAAAAUAUCUUGAUCAGUGUGUGGUGAAUCUUACAGCGCAGUCUUUAGGCAGAAAUAAGCCAUACUGCAGUAGUUGAUAGGUCAGGAUGGUUAUCAGUCACACUACAAACCCUAUUUAAUGUAUUUUCACUAGAAGCUGCAACGCAGGUAAGCAUUUAUCACCUCUGUUUGUAAGCAGUUGUAAAGUCACUUCUCGUAGUUGAAAUGUGUUGUCUUUUCAGGAACUAACGUUGGUAAGGCUGAGUGUGAGCAGUCAGUGCUGGAUUCACUGAUGUGACAUGGGAGAUACUGAAAAGUGUCCACUGAGGGGGGGAAGCGUGACACCGCUGUCAGCUUUAAUCACUGCUUUUUAUAAUUUCAUCAACACAUUCGCAGGGACUGACUCGUCAGUUCCUUUUUGUCUUGCCAUUAAAAAUAUGUUUUGUGUAAU